AUGGACGCUUCUUCUGACUCGAGAUCACCCGCGACUCUUGCUACCGAGCCCCCAACCCGCGAUCGAGCGAGACUAUCCUCCCGACCUGAACGUCCUUGCGAUACCUGUCGCAAGCGCAAGCUGAAAUGCGCAAAGGCCCCUGGUCAUGAACGAUGCGUUCUAUGUAUAUUCCACGACCGCGACUGCACCUAUGAAGAUGCGCCUCAGCUAAGGAGGAAAAGAGGCUCCGGUGUCGGACAGCCUUCCCCGGAGACGGUGGACAGCAGCACCACAUCCGGCAAGAGACGAAAAGCUAUCACUGAGGAUGCCACCCCAUCACUCCUCGACCAAGCUCUCGGCCUCCACCGAACGACACAUUUCAAGUACAUUGGCUCGAGUUCUCCCCAGCAAGAGAAGCUAGUCGACAUUAUACAUCAAGUUGGCCCAUCACAGGACUGCUUGACUGGCACCAAGUUUCGUCGUGUUGCGCACCAUGUUACCUUCUUGUCCAAGCCCGACCAUGAUGCGCCCUUGAGCAAUGAUAAAGACCGAGAUCUGGAAGCGAUAGAGAGCCUAGUGAGCCCCCACGGGCGAGGUUUGGUGGACUUGUAUUUUGGAACAGUACACCCAAGUUACCCGAUCCUCCACAAGGGCGUUUUUAUGGAGAAAUACAAACGAUCCUAUACCGAGUUUUCGCCUCCGCUUCUCGCGGCCGUGUACCUGCUGGCCAUGGACUGGUGGGAGUUUGACCGCGAACUGUCGUCACAGGCCAAACCGGAUACCGGCGCCUUGUCACAAUGGGCCACCAAGGCGCUGAUGGAUGUCAUGCAUCGACCCAAGCUGUCGUCAGCACAAGCUGCGCUCUUGCUGUUGCAGAGGGCAGGCUGUGACUCAUGGAUCCUGACGUCCCAGAUUGUUGCCCUGGGUGAGGAGCUAGGAUUGCACUUGGACUGCUCCGACUGGAAUAUUCCUGACUGGGAGAAAGGUCUUCGCCGCCGCCUUUCCUGGGCCCUUUUUAUGCAGGACAAAUGGGGGAGUCUCAUUCAUGGCCGUCCAUCCCAUAUUUCGUCCUCAUGCUGGCAGCUUCCUGACAUCACCCUGGAUGACUUUCCCGAGUCCGCGGCUGAUGACGAGAAUAAAGAAGGCAGCAGCGAAGUAGAGAAGGGUCGACUCUUGUUCAUCCAUUUGACCAGACUAACCAUGAUUAUGACAGAGGCAAAGGAAUGUUUGUAUGGACCACACGACACUCGAGUUCAGGCAAUUGUCAGAUCUGCAGGCCUUCAGGGGCUGUUGGAGCUUGUCAAGCCUCUUGUUGUCCAGCUGAAGGACUGGAUGCACUCUCUCCCGCCAGAAUUGCGCAUGUCUGAUAUCAAGACGAGGAAGCUCUGUUCCAACGGCUACCUCCACCUUUCUUACUUUGUGACCGAAAUCAUUAUCCAUCGACACAUCAUCAGCAACCUUGAUAGUGCCCCGUCGCCGCUCAUAGCUCUGUGCCGCGAUGCUGCGCGGGCCAGACUCGAAAGGGCUGUUGCCUUUGUCGAUGCUCUCAAGCCGGAGCAUCUCCAGGCGUUUUGGUGGUUUGCCGCGCCGAAAUCUCUGGCCUAUAUCAGGACGUAUGGUGGGCUGCUGUGGGCUACCAGUGCCACGGAAGACGAGGCUGAGUUCUACCGGAAGAAGCUGGCGGAUUUCCGAUGGGGGUUGAAGGUCAGGGCAAAGGGGGUGGGGUUCGUGACGGCAGCCUUGAAAGAGAUGGAGGAGAGCCUGAGCGAGAUUGAUAUGAGUAGGGGUGUGGCUGUCCCUGAGUCGACAGGUGGCUGA
Messenger RNA from Podospora anserina S mat+, 1797 nucleotides. RefSeq lists its product as uncharacterized. Bases 1 to 1797 code for a protein of 598 amino acids. Gene Ontology annotation, biological process: DNA-templated transcription. The record is from RefSeq and is a predicted model, not a curated record. Gene Ontology annotation, molecular function: DNA-binding transcription factor activity, RNA polymerase II-specific; zinc ion binding; DNA binding. The transcript has a single exon. Gene Ontology annotation, cellular component: nucleus. NCBI's taxonomy places the organism in Eukaryota, Fungi, Ascomycota, Sordariomycetes, Sordariales, Podosporaceae.